Messenger RNA from Dermacentor albipictus, 4048 nucleotides. Its product is annotated as proton channel OtopLc-like. Lineage: Eukaryota; Metazoa; Arthropoda; Arachnida; Ixodida; Ixodidae. Gene Ontology annotation, biological process: proton transmembrane transport. Gene Ontology annotation, molecular function: proton channel activity. Gene Ontology annotation, cellular component: membrane. The record is from RefSeq and is a predicted model, not a curated record.
CACGCGCACACCCUCGCCACGUGCUGGUCGCAACGCAAGCCGAGCUGCUGCGUGUCCAGAGAAGCGGAGCGGACGAAGGCCCGAGCUGGGGCGCCCGCCGGAUGCUGCGGACCGCGUCACUCACCCCUCGCGCGAGACGCGGCUGAUCGGCGAGCUUCAGAGCGGCCUGCCAGCGCUGUUGCCGCUGGCGUCGCUGCCUUUCACUUGUCGACUCUUCGUGUUUACCCGCUCUGUGGGAGGAGAGCCCGGCUGUGAUGACGAGACGCGCGGACGGUCUCACGAUGACGGCGACUCGCCGACAACGACCGGUGGUCUCCUCUGAGGAUUGACGCUCGUCUGCCCCCUUCGGCGGAGGAAGAAGAAGGGUGCUCUGUGCGUAACGGAGGCACCUCGCGAAGACCAGCGGCAGCAGCGCCGGGAGGAGGGUCUGGGCGGCGGGAGGCCCCCGUAGCGCGCGGGCGCCAUGCUUCGGAGCGGGGCCCCGGCGGACGACGGGUCCGCUGAGCCCCUGCAGCCGCCGGCGCGCAACGGGGACCUGCUCAGGGCGUACCAGGAGGACGCGGACGCGGCGGCGGCAUUCGAGAUGCCCUCGGCGCCGCUGCCCCCGCCACCGCCGCUGCCGCUGCCGCCUCCGAUGCACGAGGCCACCGAGCCGGACUCGAGCCUGCUGCAGGAGCACGGCAACGGCAGCCUGCCCGAGCUGCGCGCGCCCUUCGCCGUCCCCGACGACGACUCGCUCGACCAGCCCCGCAAGGGCUCGGCCGACUCCUCGCAGAGCUCCACCAAGUGCAGGAGGCGCACAAAAUCUAUGACGUGCAACAUGGUGAGCGCACUGUAUGGCAAAAUAGCUGUGGUUAUCACGACCGUCCUGGUGUUGACGGAAGUUAUGGACAACUCCGUGCCUCUUCUACGCUUUCACGGCUACCUGUACGCGUACCUGCUGGGCGGGUCGGUGGUCUGCCUCCUGGGCGUCUACGUGAGCACCAUGGUGGACCGGUGUCCAGCGCUGACCGGCCAGCCGUCACGUCAUGGGGCCGACCCUGAAGCAGCGCUGCGUCGCGGUCGUGUCAUGACGGCCUGCUCAGACGUCAGCAUUUACCUCCGAAUAGGAGUCAUCGUGUUCGGCCUGGGGACUCUGCUGUCGUGCGGCCUCGAGAUCGCCACCAUAUUCACGCUGACCAAGCCGUGCACCGACCCUGUGAACUUGGCCAUGCCUGUGCUCCACGCGCUGUUCACCUUCCUGCAGAUGCACUUCGUCUUCAUGAAUGCACAGACCGUGGCCCGAUCACUGGGCUGCUUGCGCCACCUGGUGCUGGUCCACCUCGUGGUCACCAAUAUCGCCGUCUGGCUCAAGUUGCUGCUCUGGGAGACGGCCAGCGAGUGGCUCCGGCAGGGCCACGUUGUCCAGGAUGGGCAGAUCAUCGGGCCGCCCAAGGGAUUCAACUUCACCACGCACGUCAUAGACGACCAAGGCGGCCACAAAGUGUUCUUCACGUCGGACUGCCUGUGGCGGUCCAUGGACAACCUGCCCAUGGAACGUAUGCUUACGCUGCAACGCUGCCUGCACAACACGACGGUGGGCGCCAUCUGGCAGAAAGCAUCGCCCUUCUUGACGCCCUUCAUCGUCCAGUACAGCGUCGUGGCUGCCGUGGUCGUCUACAACAUCUGGGACAACUAUUCCUACUGCACCAGGGGCAAGAACUACUAUGGCCGCCGGUACUCACCCACUACCGACCGCAUUGAAGCUGCCGUCACCUCCUCUACCGACCGUGUCGUGGACUGCCAGGGUUCCAGCAAGGGCCUCUUCCUGGGCCUGCUUGUUCUUGUGGCCGGCGUCAUUGUUCUCAUCCUUUUUUUCGUGCUCAGCAACGAGAACAUGGAAAUCGAGACGCUUUCCGCAGUCACCACUCUCCACUGCGCCGUCCAGGGUCUUUCGGCUAUGGCAACGGCCAUCGGACUCUGCACUGUCGGCGGCGCUUACCACAAGCGCGGCAGGACGACGCAGCUCAACUCAAUCCUGCAGGGCAUCGGCCUCCUUGCCCUUUACACGUACGGCGUUUUCGGUGUCGUCGCCGGUGCCUCGAGAAUCUUCGAAGGGUCCGAGCACGUGCUCCUCCUCGUGGACGGAGCCUUCAUGGUGCUGUUUGCGAGCCUACAGUCGCUGUUCGUCCAGCGACUCGCCAUGCGUUGCCUGCCUAAGAAGAACAACAAGUCCGGCUUGCAAGUCGUCACGUUUCUCAUGUUCAGCAACCUGGUGCUCUGGCUCUUGGAGACGUUCACGAACCAGAACCACAUAUCCAGUCAGCAGCAGCUGGCCAUGUACGGGGCCGUGUCGUGGGGCAUCAUUUCUAGGGUGGCCCUGCCGCUGGUCAUCUUUUAUAGGUUCCACUCAUGUGUCUUUCUUCUGGAGGCGUGGCAGCUGCCCAUCACAUUGAGCAGAGAGUGACUUGCUUUGGUCGCGGCGAUACUGACGGACAGUAAUUGCUGCUCUCCUUUCACCGUGCACCCGCAGAACUGGCUCGACAAGCCCUGAGUGACAUUAUGCGGUUUUCAAAAGAACAGUGUUUUGAGUGAGGCAGUGAUGACUGCCGCUGUUCAAAGCAACCUGUAUCUGUUACUGCCACAACGGAAGCUCUACUGUCAUCACCGACUUCCAUUCACGUGUUACGUGCAAACGCUGAAAAAACUUGCGAAACUAGGGAAUUUCAGCCCAUCCGGUAUUCCGGCAAGCGCCGCCGAUUUGCCAGAUGAGCGGGGCGUAAACGUGAGCGGCCAGAUAGGUGGCGCCAGCUGGUGGUGCAAAGCUGAACCACCUAAAGACAGAGCCAAUUACUAUAUUCUUCUUAGCUGGGGUGUAAACUCCCGACAGCGGCGUUAUUGCGAACACCAUUACGCCGCUGCCGAAAAUUUGCACUAGCGGCGAAGCAGAAUAAAGUAGGUUACUGCAAUUCUAGCUCUGUGUUUGUCUGGUUGACCUCUACAACACCAGGCGGCUGCAUCGCUCCGGCCGCUCACGUUUACGCCCCCGCACAUCCGGCAAUCCGCCCAAACCACUCCCGUUUGUCGGACUAGCGGACACGCUGAAUGUCCCUACUGUGUGCACCUCUCUAAGUGUGAGAGAAAAAAAAAAUGUGGCGGCUUAAAUCUUCGAUGUCCACAUAAUCAACAUGCAAAAAUAGGCUCUUUGGCCGCUUAUAUGCCCCACAUCAGCUUUAAGAAUGGCUGUGAAAUGUGAAGGCUAUCGUUGAUUGUUAAGUCUACAUGAUGGUCAGUUUCUGUGAUGAAACUUUCGCAAAGCGUGAUUAUAAGCCUUAAGGAAUCUUGUAUGGUGCUAGCUCCACCAUACGUGCUUUCAUCCAAACCCAGGGCGUUAAAGAAUUGCAGUUUUGGUCCCAGUAGUAAGAAUGUUAGUACGAGUAAAAAUGAGCGCCUAAGUUCAGUUGCGCAUGCCUAAACGACACAAAGCUGCCACUUCACGUGGUGCCUUUUGAUCAGUAUAAAGCACAGAGUGCCCCAUCAUCACAAGAUUUCGCAUCGUGCUUUAUGAGCUUUACCAUUUGUGCCUUGUCAUCAGAAUGAACAUUAUUUUUUGGCGUCACCGACAAUGUUGUGAAGCUGUUAAGUUUUGCUUUUAUGCACUGCCACACAAUCAUUACACGUAGAGCUUAGCCUUGCUGUGAGCGUAUGCGCUGCCCACAGUACACUACGUCAUGUCUAUAGUACACCUAACGUCACGUGUCCUCGAUCGUACUGCUUCAGUGUUGAAAUGUGCACAGUAGUACAACUUUCCAUGCAUGAAAAAAGUAAUAUGAAAUCCUGAGAGUACCACUUUCAUUUCAUACUAAUAGCAUAGAAUUGACCACAGUUAUAAAAAUUAAAGCAGUGCUGCCUCAUUCCGUGACCUCACAGACAGCAGACUUAUGGAAGACUAAUAAAUACUAGAACAUUCUUAUCAGCGCACUUUUACAAACAGCAUAAAUGCCACUUUGCAUUUUCUGUCAUUGCAUGUACCGACACAUUCAGAACUAAAAACUUAUGAGGACUUCAA